This is a messenger RNA of Mustela lutreola (European mink), 1460 nucleotides long. RefSeq names its product ribonuclease A family member 4 (gene RNASE4). The record is from RefSeq and is a predicted model, not a curated record. Lineage: Eukaryota; Metazoa; Chordata; Mammalia; Carnivora; Mustelidae. Gene Ontology annotation, molecular function: RNA nuclease activity; nucleic acid binding. Bases 225 to 668 code for a protein of 147 amino acids. The transcript has 3 exons.
UGCCAGAUAGGGCUGACGAGCUGUGCAGGGAGAAACCGCCUGGUCUCCUGGACUGACCGCCAGCUGACACCUCGGAGGGACCGCCUCGCUCCCAGGAGCAGGGGUUGGUGUCCCCAGGCCCGUUGUCCCCGGAGGUAGGGGAAGAAGCCGUGAGAAAAACUUCUUUCCGCUGUCCUGCGCGUUUCUGCAGCCCCGUUCCAGGCCGAGGCAUCUCCAAGGUAGUGAUGGCUCUCCAGAGGACCCAUUCACUGCUUCUGCUCUUGCUGCUGACCCUGCUGGGGCUGGGGCUGGUGCAGCCCUCCUACGGCCAGGAUCGUAUGUAUCACCGAUUCCUGCGGCAGCAUGUGGACCCUGAGGAGACAGGUGGCAAUGACACCUACUGCAACUUGAUGAUGCAAAGACGGAAGAUGACCGCGCGUCAGUGCAAGCGUUUCAACACCUUUGUCCAUGAAGACAUCUGGAACAUUCGUAGUAUCUGCAGCACCACCAAUAUCCAAUGCAAGAAUGGCAAGAUGAACUGCCAUGAGGGUGUAGUGAGGGUCACAGACUGCAGGGAGACAGGAAGUUCCAGGUUCCCCAACUGCAGAUACCGGGCAUCGGCGAGCACUAGGCAUGUGGUCAUUGCCUGUGAGGGCGACCCGCAGUUGCCUGUGCACUUCGACAGAUAGACACCAGCCUGUGUGGGUUACUGCCUGACCUGUUGGCCUUUAACUUACUCCUUGAAUAGCAAUGAAUAAUGCAUUUGGGCUGCCCUCGGCUCUGUCUCCUCUGCUUCUGACUCUUUUUCUCUUUAUAGCCCAUUCUGUUAAGUACAUUAUAUCAAAGAGAAAUGGAGACAUAAACUUAUGAUGAGUCCGGGCUUUCUGUAGUAAAUGUUUUGGCUUUCUUUUAUAAUACUGAUUAGCUUAGCUCUCUCAGAUCCUAUCCUCUGGGAUUUAGUCAUUAUAUGGAUUUAUAAAGCAUUACAAGCAUUUCAAAGGGCUUACAUCGAAAUCAUCUCAUUUUAAUAACACAGCACUGGUAUAAUGCUGCUGAUGUUAUAUGUAGGAACCCAAAGUUCAGGGAUUUGCUGAAGACCGUGAAAUUAGUGGGAAUGCUGAGACAAAAAUCCAGUUGAACUGGCUUCUAAUCCAGGCCAUUUUCCACUUCAUCACAAGGAGAGUUUUGAAAGUAACUGCUUUGGUUAUUCCCAGAAGUCAGCUGUUGGGAGAAGUAUUUGAAAUUUGGAAAUGCAUGUUGGCAAAACGAGAGCCCUGUCUGGAUAAUCUGGUUCCCUUGUUGUGCUGGGCUCUAACAGCAUCAAGAAAUGAUACAAGAGAUUUACUUUCUCUCUUCCCAGACUUUUGAAUCUCUUUAGUAAGUCGGAAUAUUAAAAAUGUAGGAGCUCACUUAAGACUCAUUCACUCUUCCCGACGGAAACAUCUUUCAUGUUUUCCUUAUAAUAAAGGACUUAAACUGCA